GCUGGUUACACAAGCUACUGGAAGCAUGUAGGACUGGCGAGUAUAAAUGUGAGACACAGUACUUUGAGGACCUCCAACUUUUCCUUGCGGGUAUUUAUACAGCCUGAUAUAAGGAGGGAAUAGAAUAGUAUAGAAUUGGUGUCUGUCCAGACUGAUCUGAAGUCAUAUGGGACUCAAACAGAGCAGUCAAGCCGAGGGGGUCCGGGUCCGGUCUUACUCUGAUGCGACCGGCGGACCCGGUCGGGCUGCGGUUCUGCGCUAUUACGCGGGCAGCCCGGCGGCACAGUUCGGUGAACGGAUCCAGUAUCCAUCACCCACGUCCCGUUCAUUCAUCCCGAGCAGCGGCCGGAGAGCUGAGACAGACGGACAGAGAGCUCUGCUGAUCGGAUCUUUACCUGCGCACCUGUCACCUCACCUGCUGCCCGGAUUUCACUGUCCUAUGUGCACAAAGUUUGUGUGUUCUGAUGAAAUAGACGUUCAUUUGCUGAUGUGUUUCUCCAAACCCAGACUCCAUUAUAACGAGGAUGUAUUGUCCCGUGACUGUGGUGAGUGCUCCAUAUGCCUGGAUGACAUGCUUCAGGGGGACACGAUCGCACGUCUGCCCUGUCUCUGCAUCUAUCACAAAGGGUGUAUUGAUGAAUGGUUUGAGGUCAACAGGUUGUGUCCAGAACAUCCCACAGAUUAACACACAACCUGCGAUGGGAAAGGUUAUAUUUUCAUUAUAGGGACGCUUCGUCAUAAAGAUGAUCUGCUAAUUCCUGCAUCAGGAUUUGACAAGUUUUGAGUAUGAAUGUUGACUCCAUCAUCGUCUGAGAUCUGCGUGGAUCAUCGUACUGUACCCAAACCAUGAAUGACUUUUUGGCUGCAUAUAAGGGAAUAUAUUGGAUUUUGAUCUCAACAACGAAAAGAAAAUGAGAUAUUAGCUUGUUUUCUGUCAUUUUAGAUUUUUUAAAUUCCUCUAGAGCUCAGAAUCUCAGAAGUGCUAUUCCUUCAAAUGCACUGCUAUGUAUAGAACUAUUACAUAAUAAAGAUUUUUUGGUAUGCAAACAAACAACAACUGUGCGAUAACACAUUGAUUUCAAAACAUUGUAUUUUUGUAUCUAUUGGUUUGUGCCUGCGUGACAAAAGAACUUACCCUCAUAUCCAAAACAACGUAUCCUGUUUUUUACACUUUCUCUGGCCUGUACAUACACAACAAGUCUUGGUCUCUAAUGAUAAUGUUGCAUCUGCUUUAGAUGAGAGGUGUAAAUGAAACACAAAACAUGCACAUACAGAAAUAUAAUAAAUGAAUACCAUACUAGUUAUUG
Molecule: messenger RNA, 1307 nt
Organism: Triplophysa dalaica
Lineage: Eukaryota; Metazoa; Chordata; Actinopteri; Cypriniformes; Nemacheilidae
Gene: znrf2a
Product: zinc and ring finger 2a
Exons: 5
Coding region: 167-685 (172 amino acids)
Source: RefSeq, a predicted model, not a curated record